GCGAGACUAUGGGACAGCAGUACGAGGCUCGUCAGGGCGAGGCGGAGGUAACUGGACUGUCCUUCCAAUCCCCCGGCACCACCCACCUCCAGCGCGCUGCCCAAUUCCCCAAGGACGCUCGCACCCUCAACUCAGACUUCGACGCUGUCCGUAGUACGCUACAGGAGACGGCUGACGAGAGGAGCAGCAAGGGAAGGACCAAUACAGUCCGUCAACAACAUCACGACUGCAACAACAAUGACAUCGCUGAGUGUGUCAACCUCCUUGAAGUGCUCACCAACAAGGACCUCGGCUUUGCUGCCUCCGUCGACGAGCUUAACAGAAUGUGCCCAGUGCUGCUCGAUGGGCUUCAGUGUAUCGAUAACUAUACUCGCCGUUGUCUCACGCUGAAGCACAGGGAGUACUUCAACAAGCUGUACGCGGGCACCAUCCGUGUCAUCAAGGAUCUGUGCAACACUAAGGGAAGGUACCAGCAAGAAUAUAUCCGCCACGCUCCCUGCAUGAGACAGGUUAACCCCAAGUACAACCAGUGCUCGGAGGUGUACCACGAGAAGACCGCCGACCUGAACCAACUCAAUGACGCCGUGGUGCAGCUCAGUGAAGAGGAGAAGAACAAGAAUGUGAUCACUCUCUGCUGCUCAUUCCAGGAGUACCUUCAGUGCUCCGAGCGGGUGGUGUUCGAGACCUGUGGUAACGAGACCGCACUCUUCACCAAGGAGUUCCUCGAUCGUAUGGCCGGACCCAUCGUGCAGGAUCUAUGUGAAGCUUAUUCCUUUUCAUUGCAUUCAUGUUUGCAAGAAUCCUCCACUGCCACUCCAGGGAACUCUCUCCAGGCAUCCACUGCCUCCCUAGCCGUGGCUUCCCCAAGGCCAAGCCACGGCUCGGACAGUAGCAACUUGCCAGGGAUUCACACACUAGGGGACCCUGAGAGAGAGUUAGCCCUCCAGUCUGUGCCCAGUAAGACGGUACACUCAUCAGUAGACCAUCUGGAGGGUCAUGUUGCAGUCUUGAGGCGAUCUGCUGUGAAGUCUUAUCAGGCCACAAGUGGGCGAACUCAUGUGACCUCUCCAACUGACCCCAGCACGACACACCAGCCCCCUGCCACGGUGACCUUCACUCAUGGCACCACUGUCAGGCCAAUGACCUCCUUGCCCGCUCCUCCAGUCCUGCAUACAGUCACUGACGACUGGAAGGUGAAUCCAGAUGGCCGGGAAGUGAAUCUGGAUGCGUCUGUGGAUCGACGUGCAACAGGGGAGAAAUCAGAGACACAGGCGCAGUCUACACAAGACGACGUAAAUACCGAAACAUCUUCGGGUUCCUCGUCAACGUUCAAGUGUGUCAAGUACGCCCCCGGGAGCCGGGUGUGUGAGAAUGCUGGGUCGUCUGCCGUCGUGCACACCUCCCUCGUGUCCAUGGUGGCUCUCCUCCUUUCCUUCAGGCACCUCCUCGCUUAGGACCGCCCUCAGCACCUACCCACAGUGACGGCCACAACAGGAACGUCACAGCCUUGAAGCCAUCCUGAGAGGGAAGGACCUGUUGCUCCCUGGCAAGUUGAUGCUAAGGGAGGGAAUUUGGUGGACGUGAGAGAGAGAGUAAAAGAUAUAAUAAAGAGUGUAAGUGUGAUAAUUGAUUAAAGAUUGGGAGUAAAAGAGAUAAAGAAAAAAAGGAGAUAUCGACUAAAACACCGAGAGAAUAAGAUAUUAAGAGAAUUAAAGAGAGAAAGUAAACACCAUUAAAAUUACCAUAUCAAGGAGAACAACAGAAGAGAGAGAGAGAGAGAGAGAGAGAGAGAGAGAGAGAGAGAUGUAACAUAUAUUAAAACAAAAACAAAAAACAAAGGCGAGGUAAGAGACCAAAGGACGAGAGAGACGUUCAUGAAACAAAGAAUCAGACCAACUCCUCGAGAGACAAACAAAUGUUGGUAACAAAACUACGCUUCAUGUAUGACUCCGUGGUGGUGUAGAGAAGUGUUCCUCAUACACUCAAUUAAAAGGGAAUCUUUAAUCACAACUAUUUAAAGAAUAUGUGUCUGUAUAUAUAAAAAUAAUAAUAAUAUAAAUGUACUACACUAUUCAGUUUAAAAAAGUAAAAGAAAAUGUAUUUGUAAGGAUUACUUGAGAUAAAAAGGGACUCAUUGAUAAAUAUUUGGAAUCACAGGGGUCAUAAAAAAGAUUGUCCAGAUUUGAAAUGAUUUUGUAUUAAACUCGGCAUUCUUUUAUGACCCAAUACUGUACAGUAUAUGGCAUGGUUAGGUCAGGUUUGUAUGCCGGUGUAUAUCAUUACGUACCAAUGCUCGUGAACUGUAUCCAUUGUUCCAUCCUUCAAAAUCACUUUAAUAUAAUGAUGACAAUAUUUAAUACAGUGUACAGUCAAAUCUGUCCUGAGCACAAGAGAAGGUGUCAGGUGUUGUGGCUAGGUGAGGUGUAUUUAUGCUGAGGGACCAAAGUAGGUUCCAAAUAUUGACGUAGACUUAUAAAAAUCAUUUUUUAUUACUGUAAAGUCUUUCAAGCUCAGGUUUUGAGAGUUGACAUAUGAAUGUAGAUUAUCAAUUAGGAUCUAUUCAUCUAGCCACAUAUGUAGAUACAUUAAUUAGAAAUAUAUUGUACUGUACUCACCAGAAGUUGUAGGCCUAGAGAUGAUGAGACAACACAGCAUGACACAAGGGCUGCCUAUAUCUCUUAUCGUGUUGAUUCUUUGGAGAUUUUAGGAGUCUCUCUCUCUCUCUCUCUCUCUUCCUGUGGCUCACAACUCCACAGUACAGUCGUGUCCCAUACUUCAUUCAGAAGUCACAUCCCCAAAUCUAAAACAUUGCGCCUUACAGAGAUUGUAUCUUAGUGAGGUUUUUCUGUUCAAGUAUAUUAAUUAUUGUGUUAUGGGACUGUGGUGGGGAGAGUGUGCGCCUUGACGAGAGAUAACAUCUGUGUGAGAGUGUCUGUCAGUCUUAACACCAUGUAUUAUAUUGUGAGGGAUAAACAAUCUAAGACUACUUCAUCAAGGAAGACUAGCACUGGUUAAACCCAUUCACAGCUACUUAGGUCAUCUUUUACGAGCUGUUCACUGUCUUUAGUGAUAGAGCAACAAGUGUACUACACAUAUAUGUGGGAAUAAGUAAUGCAGUACAUAUUUAUUAAGAUCAAAUGGAAAACAUUAAUUAUAUACAGGUACAUUCAGAAGCAUUAAUUGCCCCCCCCCCACCCCCCCCAGUAGCCGGAUCCACGGCAAGUGAAGGCCUGGCGAUCCGACAAACCCUUCUCCCUCCCCCAUCUCCUGCUUAAACGUUGCUGGGUAGUUUUGGAACUAUCGUGGCUGGCGAUGUUGCAUUGUAUCAAUAUCGGCCUUCACUGGUUGUGGAUCCGGCUGUGAGGGGAUGGGGGCAAUUACUGCUUCUGACUAUGCAGUCAACGACACAAGUAUCUUCCCAGUUUUGUCUGAUGAUUAUUUAAACUCUCUGGGAUAAAAUGAAAGCCUAACCUUGACUACAUAUUGUCGGUUGGUUAUACCUGACAAAAUCGAAGCUCUGAGUUGUUCACCGGAUGAUGGUUCAAAAUAUUCGAGGCCAUUUAAUUUCCCAGAUGAGGAUAACCGACACAUGUACUUAAUAAUAACUAUACAUCGAAGAAACUGAAAAUAAUAUGCAAUUCAAUGACAUGUCCACCUAUGAGCCAACCAAACGUAGACGUUUUUCCCUCAUAUCAGCUCAUGAAGCAUUAACCAUUGUCAGCAUCGAGUUGUAUUCUCGUGUAUAUCGAAACUGAUCCUUUUAUAUGGAAGCCACAGUGAAGCAAAUAAUCUCGUGAACGCAACACACCUAGUACAGGAAGAGUAACUCGGAGGCAUGAGACCGCGAGGAGCUAUGAUUUGUUGUAUAGGAGUGGUGUGGGUUCAGUGAAGAUAACAGAGAGAUAAGCACAAAAACUUCUCACAAGUGUGUAUUCCUUCACACCUUGAUGGCAAGAGACCGUUCAGGCCACUCUCUCAACAACACUAUGAAUAACAAAGAAUUACAGAAUGCACACAAGCUAGGCCUACACGCAGUAGACCUAACAUGAAGGAAGAGUUGCAACUGCAAUCCACAUCAUGAACGUUAGUGCGGUAGUGUAGACACUGAAUUCACCAAGUGUUCACUCGCACAUCCCAGCCAUUGAACCUACAUUAACACAACGCUACCAGAAACAUUCGGACUUUGCGAGGAUUGUUGCACGUCCUAAUAUUGCACUCCUUGUCUGGUCGGUCGCCCAGAUCACUAGACCUAAACCCUAUUGAGGACUUGGGAUGGAUGUGAUGCACAAAAUAAGUGCAAUUCAACAUAGAGACAAGCAGAUAUUACACACCACUUUGUUUAAUCAAUGCCGAGAAGGCUCCAACAAGUAAUAGAAGGUAAUGGUGCACAAAGUAAUGGUACACACGCCAAGUACUGAUGUGUUCCUAGUAACAUUAAAAUAUUGCCUCACCUUAAAUUUACAGAUGUCCUGUAUUUCGUGUGAACUAUUGUAUUCCUAUAUUUAAGUAACUAGAAGUGCAAUAUGAAUUGCAUAUUUACAAUGACAAGGGGGUGAUAAAAUAUGAUUUAUAACACUGGUUGACCAUUCAGGUACGGUUUUGGGUUGAUAAAGUUGACAGCUAUAUAGUUGUUAGUUUGCUUCAGAACGCAAUAUAAAAGGAUAUUGUUAGGAGUUUUUAGCUGUAAAAAGAUGCCCCGCCCCCUCAA
Messenger RNA from Homarus americanus (American lobster), 4708 nucleotides. RefSeq lists its product as uncharacterized. The record is from RefSeq and is a predicted model, not a curated record. NCBI's taxonomy places the organism in Eukaryota, Metazoa, Arthropoda, Malacostraca, Decapoda, Nephropidae.